Molecule: messenger RNA, 867 nt
Organism: Sipha flava (yellow sugarcane aphid)
Lineage: Eukaryota; Metazoa; Arthropoda; Insecta; Hemiptera; Aphididae
Product: vegetative cell wall protein gp1-like
Exons: 3
Coding region: 1-867 (288 amino acids)
Source: RefSeq, a predicted model, not a curated record
AUGACGUUCCAAAACUUGAAUAUGGAUUUGCGGGUGAAGGGAGAAAGUAGUGUGGCUAGAUUUGUUUGUAUUAAUUUUUAUUUUCCAAAUUGUAAACCAAUUUUGAAGUCGAAUGUUCACCGACCUUCUGUGGACUACCACCCCCCAUGUGCUGCCCCUGCAUUACCACUACCCGCACCUCUUUUACCUCCACCAUUAACACCAGCCGCCCUAAGUCCUGAAUUAUUACGUUUACUGACUCUUCUUCCAUCAUUAUCUCCCGGUCUAACCAGUGCAGCUCCUGCUCUUUCGCUCCCUGGCCCAUUGCCCUUUUCGUUGCCCAAACCAGCACCCGCCCCGACUGUUGCCGCAAGUAUUGCCGUCCCUGCUCCACCACCGGUAGUCAUAGCUCCACCUCCAGCGCUCGGACCGUUAGUAGUCCAAUUACCAUCAAAAAACUGCAAACUGCCCCCAGUCGUCGUUCCUGCAGGACCAGCGCCUAAUUUGGUUGUCAAAGUCAAACAGAGCCCCCCACCUGCUCCGAUCAUUCUACCCGCAGCCGAACCCGGUCCAAUCAUCAUAAAAGACGGUGAUACGAUGAAGAAGCCAUCCAUAACGUUAGCCCCUGCACCGUGUGCACCCAAAAUAUUCUUCUCGUUACCAUCGCCAGCACCUGUUCCACCAGUAUUACUGCCACCCGGACCAUUGCCCAAAGUGUUCUUCAACCCCGGAUGUUUCCUACAACAACCCGACGUCGUUUUGCAAUCUCCGGUCGGCUUACCGGAAUUAUUUUUAAUCCCUCCCACUUGCCCAUGUCCACCACCGUUAUACCCACCAUGUCUUCCGGCCAAACUACCUCCACUUUUGGCUAAAGUCCCUUGCUAUUAA